Molecule: messenger RNA, 2221 nt
Organism: Rosa rugosa (rugosa rose)
Lineage: Eukaryota; Viridiplantae; Streptophyta; Magnoliopsida; Rosales; Rosaceae
Product: bifunctional phosphatase IMPL2, chloroplastic
Exons: 13
Coding region: 762-1787 (341 amino acids)
Biological process (GO): L-histidine biosynthetic process
Molecular function (GO): histidinol-phosphatase activity
Source: RefSeq, a predicted model, not a curated record
UCCUCGUGUUUUGCUCUCUCUGUUUCACUUCCUCAGACAAGUGACAACUGCGGCUCUUCAAUCAAUCUCUCACAGGACUAAGACGGGUUCCCAAUCAGGAAGAAGGACGAGAAAGCCCGUCAACGCUGCUCGCCGUGCCGGUGUUUUUGUGCCCGUGAGGCAUAAACUCCUUCACUGGUUGCUGCUUCGGAUUGUGAGAGAGAAUAAUUACUCUGCUUCGGAUGGUUUAGGGUUUAGAAUUUUUUCUCAAGGAAUGAGCUCUUCCUCUGUAAAGGGUCUGAUUCUCAAUUUCUAAUAAUAUUGUGCAUAUUGAAGGGGGAGAGCUUUGAAGUGGGAAAACAAAAAAGAGGAGAGUGGCGAUUGGGUGAAAGAAAAAAAGACAACUUAGGAUCUGCCUUGAUUUCAGCUUCAUUAGUCGCAGACAUUUCUCUCUAGGAAUGCCUCCAUUUGGGGUAUAACAUGGGAGCAUUGAUUUAGUUGUUUAGUUUUGGAGCCUUAGCUGAAAGAUAACCAAAUUAGGAUAACAAUGAAAAAUUGUGUAACAUUACUCUUCAUUAAUUUGUUGAUAAGAACAAAUUCCGCAGCAAAGCGUGGGUAACUUUUCCAGUAUAAAACCAAAAACAAAAGCAAAAAGAAGGAAGGCCGCUAAACCCCAAUAAAGUGCAGGGCACCUGUGUUUCUCAGCUUGGCAGCUCCAACUCCAUCGUAACAUCGUUGUCUUGUUGAAGCCCUUUCCCACCUACUUAAACUCGUCACCCGCAAUGCUCUCCCAGAUUCCCAAAUCCCUCUCCUUCUUCCACAACCCUUCCAUUCCCAUUCCCAUUCCCAAUUCCAACUCUCCAACUCUCCGCUUCUCAACUCCCAAUCCCUCACUCUUGCUCGCUCAUCUCCCGCCUUUCAGCUGUUGCCGAUCCACACUCGUCGCAAUGGCCUCCGCCUCCGACCUCCCUAAUGCCGUCGUUCCCCUCCCGCCUGGUGUCGACGAGAGUGAGCUCAAUCGCUUUGCCGCUGUCGCCAAUAAAGUCGCCGAUGCCUCCGGCGAAGUUAUUCGGAAAUAUUUCCGGCAGAAAUUCGAUAUUCUCGAUAAAGAAGAUUCCAGCCCUGUGACCAUUGCGGAUCAAACAGCAGAGGAACAUAUGAUUUCAGUUAUAUCAGAGAAUUUUCCUUCUCAUGCUGUUUACGGAGAGGAGAAUGGGUGGAGGUGCAAAGAGACAUAUGCAGACUAUGUUUGGGUAUUAGACCCUAUUGAUGGGACAAAAAGUUUUAUCACUGGAAAACCCGUGUUUGGUACUCUUAUUUCUCUGCUACUGCGGGGCAAACCAAUCCUUGGUAUAAUCGAUCAGCCUAUUUUAAGAGAGAGAUGGCUCGGGGUAAGUGGAAGGAAAACUACAUUGAAUGGAAAAGUAGUGUCGACACGCACAUGCGCAAACCUGGCACAAGCUUAUCUGUACACUACAAGUCCACAUCUAUUCAGUGCAGAAGCAGAAGAGGCAUUUAUUCGCGUCAGAAAUAAGGUUAAAGUGCCAUUGUAUGGAUGUGACUGCUAUGCUUAUGCCCUUCUGGCUUCUGGUUAUGUGGAUCUUGUUGUUGAGUCUGGUCUCAAGCCAUACGAUUUUCUUUCACUGAUACCUGUGAUAGAAGGUUCUGGGGGUGUCAUAACUGAUUGGAAAGGACAUCAGCUUUUGUGGGAGGCUUCUGCCAAUUCACAUGCAACAAGUUUUAAUGUAGUGGCAGCUGGAGAUAAACAGAUUCACCAACAAGCUCUAAAUUCAUUACAAUGGCAAUGAAUAUAUAUCAAUAUAUGUUGGUAAAAUGCUUCAGUUUCUCUGUUGGGAUUUAAAGUUCAUAUACCAACAGCAAGUAUGACAUCAUGAACCUCGGUGGAUUGAUCAAUGAGUAAGAAAUUAAAUGCAGAGGGUAAUUAGGAAUAGCUGCAUUGAUCGAAUUCGUAUGAUAUACAUUGGCGCGUAAUUGGAGCACAAUUAUUCAGAUUUCAAUAUGAAAUUUAAAUGGAGAUGCUCCCUCAUAUAUCUGGGUUUUGGUGGCGUUUUUUGACUGCCUUAUCUUCAGUUGUAAAAUGAAAGAACCCAAAAUCACCUUUAACUUAAUGGUUUUGUGGGAGAAAGGAAUUGAAAAGGAGUGUCUUUUGUAAGCGUUGCAUUGAUGCAAUAGUUGUCCUUUGAAAACUUGAUUUGUUGAGUAAAUGCGUUACUCUUGUUCA